This is a messenger RNA of Ailuropoda melanoleuca (giant panda), 1751 nucleotides long. RefSeq names its product ciliary neurotrophic factor receptor (gene CNTFR). Gene Ontology annotation, molecular function: interleukin-11 binding; interleukin-11 receptor activity; ciliary neurotrophic factor receptor activity. Lineage: Eukaryota; Metazoa; Chordata; Mammalia; Carnivora; Ursidae. The transcript has 9 exons. The record is from RefSeq and is a predicted model, not a curated record. Bases 358 to 1476 code for a protein of 372 amino acids. Gene Ontology annotation, cellular component: CNTFR-CLCF1 complex; ciliary neurotrophic factor receptor complex; external side of plasma membrane. Gene Ontology annotation, biological process: positive regulation of cell population proliferation; ciliary neurotrophic factor-mediated signaling pathway.
UACACAGAGGGGGAUGAGCUCUUGAUAUCUUUCUUUUCUCACAUCCUGUGGGCCUCUUGCCUGGCUUCGUUUGUCCCCACCUCCUAGCAAACUUUAGUCCCCACUGCCUAGUUUCAUUUGGUCCCCACAGCUUGUGUUCUUUUGGGCCGUGUCACCUGAUUUCCCUAGACACUGCUGCCUGAUUUCUUUUGUUGGCACUGUCCGCUUUCCCUAGUCCCUAUUACCUGGCUUUAUGGGAUUGCCCUACCUGGUUUCCUUACAUUCUGUCCUGCUGUCCGGCUCCCCUGCCAGGCUUCUUUGGAGCCUAUCAUGCUCCCUUUAGGAUAGGGCAUCAGGACCCAAACUACACCUGGAGUGAUGGCUGCUCCUGUCCCAUGGGCCUGCUGUGCUGUGCUCGCUGCUGCUGCCGCCGUUGUCUACGCCCAGAGACACAGUCCUCAGGAAGCACCCCACGUGCAGUAUGAGCGCCUCGGUUCUGAUGUGACUCUGCCAUGUGGGACAGCAAACUGGGAUGCAGCAGUGACAUGGAGGGUAAAUGGGACAGACCUGGCCCCUGACCUGCUCAAUGGCUCUCAGCUUGUGCUCCAUGGCUUGGAACUGGGCCAUAGCGGCCUCUAUGCCUGCUUCCACCGUGACUCUUGGCACCUGCGCCACCAAGUCCUCCUACAUGUGGGCUUGCCGCCGCGGGAGCCUGUGCUCAGCUGCCGUUCCAACACUUACCCCAAGGGCUUCUACUGCAGCUGGCAUCUGCCCACCCCCACCUACAUCCCCAACACCUUCAAUGUGACCGUGCUGCACGGCUCCAAAAUUAUGGUCUGUGAGAAGGACCCAGCCCUCAAGAACCGCUGCCACAUCCGCUACAUGCACCUGUUCUCCACCAUCAAGUACAAGGUCUCGAUAAGCGUCAGCAAUGCCCUGGGCCACAACGCCACAGCUAUCACCUUCGAUGAGUUCACCAUUGUGAAGCCUGACCCUCCAGAAAAUGUGGUAGCCCGACCAGUACCCAGCAACCCUCGCCGGCUAGAGGUGACUUGGCAGACCCCUUCGACCUGGCCUGACCCUGAGUCCUUUCCUCUCAAGUUCUUUCUGCGCUACCGACCCCUCAUCCUGGACCAGUGGCAGCAUGUAGAGCUGUCAGAUGGCACAACGCACACCAUCACAGAUGCCUAUGCCGGGAAGGAGUACAUCAUCCAGGUGGCGGCCAAGGACAAUGAGAUUGGGACGUGGAGUGACUGGAGCGUGGCCGCUCAUGCCACACCUUGGACUGAGGAGCCACGACACCUCACCACGGAGGCCCAGGCCCCGGAGACCACGACCAGCACCACCAGCUCACUGGCACCCCCACCCACCACGAAGAUUUGUGACCCUGGGGAGCUGGGCAGCAGUGGAGGACCCUCGGCACCCUUCUUGAUCAGUGUCCCCGUAACUCUGGCCCUGGCUGCUGCUGCCACCACUGCCAACAGUCUCCUGAUCUGAGCCCGGCAUCCCGUGAGGACACGCCAGCGCACCUGCAGAGGAGCAGGAGGCCGGAGCUGAGCCCGCAGACCCCAGUUUCUAUUUUGCACACGGGCAGGAGGACCUUCUGCAUUCUCUUCAAACAUAAUUUGUAGAGACCCCGGCAGGCCCGGGCUUGCCGCCCCCUAGCCCUGCCACACCGCACUGGCCCUCCUCCCUCCCUCAGGAGUGGAGGACCCUGCAGCCAACCCACCCACCAAAGACCCCCCCACCCCCACCCUGGCCCCUUGGGCUGG